AUGACGACCGAAGUAGUGAUCAUAGAAGGUGACAGCAAGAGAAAUAGUGACUAUAGUCUUCAAUUGAAUCGGUGGUUCUUAAAACCGAUCGGCGCUUGGCCAUCGUCUCCCACUACGACAAGACUCGAAAAGAUCGUUUCAUUUACUUUAAACAUCGUUUGCUUUAGCACCUUAAUUCUUACCGCGAUUCCUAGUUUACUAGUAAUAAUUCUGGAAGACCAGACGUUCAACUUCAAAUUGAAGACCUUCGGUUUUGUGAAUCAUUGGUUCGUCAGCAGCUUUAAUUACGCGGUUUUAUUAAUGCACAACAAAGACAUACGAAAGUGCGUGUCAUACAUAGAAGCUGACUGGCAAACAGUGACCAGAGAGGAAGAUCAACACGUGAUGUUGAAAAACGCGAGAAUCGGUCGUUACAUAGCGGCGUUCACCGCUAUUUUUGUGCAAUCAAGCGUCUUGUGCUUUUGUUUUGUGACAGCAUUAAAUACAGUCGAGAUUCGAAUUGCGAACGAGACGAGAAUUUUACAUGUGCUACCUUGUGCAGUAUACAAGAAGCUGGUGAACGUCGACGAAAUUCCAACAAACGAAUUGAUGCUUUUCUUCCAAAUUUGGUCUACUGUUAUCGCAAAUUUUAGUACAAUUGGGAUCUUUAGUCUCGCAGCAGUUCUAACCGCUCACGCAUGCGGUCAGCUAAAUGUUAUUACGUUAUGGAUCGUUGAAUUCGUCAAUGAAACCAGAGUAGAGAAAAAAACUGGUGGUUUUAUACAGAUUGGAGUAAUCGUGGAACGACAUCUGAGGACAUUGAAGUAA
This is a messenger RNA of Bombus terrestris (buff-tailed bumblebee), 807 nucleotides long. RefSeq lists its product as uncharacterized. Bases 1 to 807 code for a protein of 268 amino acids. NCBI's taxonomy places the organism in Eukaryota, Metazoa, Arthropoda, Insecta, Hymenoptera, Apidae. The record is from RefSeq and is a predicted model, not a curated record. The transcript has a single exon.